Molecule: messenger RNA, 522 nt
Organism: Trichomonas vaginalis G3
Lineage: Eukaryota; Parabasalia; Trichomonadida; Trichomonadidae
Product: phage tail repeat-like family
Exons: 1
Coding region: 1-522 (173 amino acids)
Source: RefSeq, a predicted model, not a curated record
AUGGAUGAUGAAAAUAAUGUUAAAUUCACUGCUCAAGAUUUAUAUGAUAAGAAAGCAGACAAAACAGAGCUUCAAACAUUAAAGACUGAAAUACUUCAAACAUUAUAUCCUAUAGGCUCUAUUUAUACGUCAAUGAAUUCAACAAAUCCAGAAACAGUUUUAGGUUUUGGUACGUGGAAGCAGAUUGUAGAUAAAUUCUUAUACUGUGCUAGAUAUUCAAAGCAAACAGGAGGUUCGAAGAAAAUUAAAGAAGCAAACCUUCCACCGCACACUCAUACAGGAACUACAAACUUUUCUGGCGACCAUAGCCACUCAUUAAGAGACCACCCAUUAUACAACUCAGACUAUGAAGCAGGCAAUGACGUUUUAUCUCCAUCUUAUAACAAUGCAGCAAAAAAGAUUUUUCGACCAACUGAACCAGGAGGAAAUCAUUCACACACUUUCACAACAAAUCCAACAGGCUCGGGUGCAGAUUAUAUGCCACCAUUUGUGACUGUAUUCGCAUGGUACCGCGUUCAUUGA